Molecule: messenger RNA, 2715 nt
Organism: Acanthoscelides obtectus
Lineage: Eukaryota; Metazoa; Arthropoda; Insecta; Coleoptera; Chrysomelidae
Source: the annotation of a GenBank genome assembly
UGUUACUGCGAGUAAAACUUCAAUAAAAAAAUGCUUCGCUACGUUUUGGUUGCAUUUUGUUUGCUGAAGCUUACAGAUGGCAGACCCAGUGCUAUGCUAGGAGGGAUACAAAGCGUACCAUCGGUGGGCAUGCAUGGUCAAGGGAUGCUAGGCACAGGGACAGUCGUUGAAAAGACUUCAGUGGCAGAACGCACUCCGCUGGGAGGGGUGCAAGUGUCCAGAACCUCCGUCAGACCGUCCGGGAUCAUGGGGAUUGAGAGCCUCGAGUCGCCGGGGUUAGUUGGGGAAGUAGAGUAUAUACAGACUGAGCACUUGGGAUAAGUUGAUGGAUAUUAUUGUUAUGUAGUCGGACAAGGAAUUUGGAAACAACAUCCUUGCAUACGUGGAAUAUUGAAAGAAAUUCGCAAAAGAGAAAAAUCCAGCACGACUUUAAUCUCAAUUUCUUGCUUUUAAAGGUGUGCUUUUUAAAUAGGCCUCCCCUAUUUAUUUUUCAAAUGGAUCAAGCUAUAAAACUGCAAUUCGGGAACAAGAAAUUGAUACACCAAUAAUAUAUUUUAUCGUAAAAGUGGCAGUUAAAAAUUUUAAAACGGAGAUGGGCGUCAUCUUGGAACAUGUUUCAAAUCGACUUGGGAUCAUGCAUUUUCUUGUUCUAAAGCUCCGUCUGCGUUCAUUUUAACCUUAUAAAAAUCGCUGUCUUCAAAAAUGGUGAACUGACAGGCUGUCAAACGAAAGUUUUUGUACAUUGAAUCGCCUGUAACUCAACAAGCAGUCAUCAAAACGUUAUGGCAUGUCAACCCUCUUAUCUUGACAAUUUCUAUCCAAAUAUGUAACUAACUAUGGAACAACUGAUCCUACUUUUUAAUUUUAACGUCUCAUACUUUGAUGAAUAUCUCGUUGUUGAGUUACCAGCAAUUCAAUGUACAAAACGCUUGACUUUGACAGCCCGCCAGUCCGCUAUUUUGAAAAAUAGUUAAUGCAAACUUAAAGAGCUUCAAAAUGAGGCUUUUCAUUCCAUUUCAAAAUGUUCAAAAAAGGCAUCCAGGCGCCAUUCUAAAAUUUUCAACUGUCACCUUUAGGUUAAGGUACCUAUUAUUUAAGCUUUAACUUCAUUUUCUUCACUUGGCCCUUUCAAAAAAUAAGCCAGGAGGGAGACCCUUUCAGAAGCACUGUACAGCGGUACUUAGCACAGAGGGGUUAUUGCUGCUAACCUAAAACCGCGAAAACGACAUCUAAAGAUUGUCUCAGAAUGACUAGAAAUCAUUAUUAUAUUAUUUACAAACUUCACAAUUACUUUAGUCAUAUAGAGAAUAUUGGAUUUAAUGAAAGCAGACACGAUAAUAAUUUGUAAUUCAAAUAUGUAUAUAUUAUAUAUGUAUACUAAAGCAAAAGAGUGACAGGUGUUACGUGGCUAAACACAUGUUACUAAGCGAUUAAGUCGUAUCUACUGUAGCUUCUUCUAUUUAUAUACUAAAGCGAGAUGGUGGCUACUGUUAUAUUAUUAAGGCAAAAAAAUAUGCUAAUACCAAAAUUGCAGAUGCUCUCAUUGCGCUUAGCACGAAAGCCGCAGGUACAUGUGCCGGGCACAUGCCGCUCAACAUGUGCCUAGAGCUAGUUUAAAUGGAAACAAACCUGGCACGACACAUUUGCCGCAACAUGUUGCAAACUGUCAGAAAAUACUGCAAUUUGUUGCAUUCGAAGCAUGUCUUAGUACGGUUUUCCUUGACAUAUUUGUAAAGCAAGUAAAAAACUUAAGACUUCCCAUUCACAUAUACAUUCAGUUAGAUAGUUAACAUCCACUAAGAUGACCACAACCUUCUCGGAUUUGAGAUGAUCGUUAUACCAAUGAACGCAUUCAGGGACCUACAGCGCUUGGAACGUUGAAAGUCAGUGACUAUAUUUGAUGUAAAUAGCCGCUGACGUGAAACACUAAGUAGCUUCAGUCUUUUGAACGUACAUGGAAAGAACGGCGGUUUGUCUUUACAACGUGUUCCAUAAAUAAGAUGCCAAAACCAUAGUGGUUGUUUCCUAAAAUAUUCUCAAUAUUUUGUUUUCUUUGUCGUUCUCAAAGUUCCACACCAGUAGACGACGGACAUAAAUGUUCGGUUUGACCAAUUUUUUUGUCUAUACAUCUGAAUAGUCAAUCACACUUUUGUAAGAAUUGCAUGGACAGAUUAGCUAACAUUUGAUUCCUUAGUCCGACUACAUAGUUGACACGCUGAUGAAAAUAGUGAAUACACCUGCCAUGGUAUUGAUAUAGUACUACUAAUUGGAAAAUAGAAUAUACAUACAAAAGCAGUUCACACAUUUUCGUUUCUAGGCCGCUGGAACAGUUUUCUAAUUUCCUUAAAAAAAUACGCCGAAAGAUUAAUAGAGGAAAAGCUGUACUGAAGAAUAUUCUAGACAGAAUAUAGUUUUGAUUGGCUAACUGAUUCGGCAUGUUUAACAUAACUAGACGUAUGUGAAAAAUUGGCAAGCAUUUCAUUGAUUGUACUUUAUAUGAUGUAAAUAUAUUAGGCAUUAUGAACAUAUCUGUUUCUUACUAUACCCCCGGCCCAGCACAAUUUAGCUGAACUAAUUAUUAUAUACUAUAUUUGCAACACCAAAGUAUACAAUGCUUAGCCACAGAGGGUGCCAGUCUUGAUCUUUUCGUCAAACUCUCUGCUGGUUUCUUUAGAAUUUAUUGAAAUUAGGAAAACUAAAGUAAUUGAGAAGAAG